Molecule: messenger RNA, 3261 nt
Organism: Pimephales promelas (fathead minnow)
Lineage: Eukaryota; Metazoa; Chordata; Actinopteri; Cypriniformes; Leuciscidae
Gene: elapor2a
Product: endosome-lysosome associated apoptosis and autophagy regulator family member 2a
Biological process (GO): positive regulation of BMP signaling pathway
Cellular component (GO): membrane
Source: RefSeq, a predicted model, not a curated record
UCUAAUUAACACAUUUGUGACGUAAUUUCUAAGACUUCAAACCGGCUCCUUCAGAUGACGUUCUAUGUCGCUAUCUGAUAUGAUGGGACGGUCCCGUCAUUCCGUUCAGCAAGCGAUGGAGCGCACGAGGAAAAACAUCGCUCACCACCGAAGGCGUUUUAAACUGAAUUGUACAGCAUGGAUAUGUUGUGUUUUCAUCCUGAACGCGUCCACGGGGUCUUCCGCUCAAACGCGUCAGUGUACAGAGGCGGACUACUACUUUCAGUACACGGAGUGUAACAGCACGGGGUCCAGAUGGAGGGUGGCCAUCCCUCUGAUUCCAGGAGAAUGUACCGGACUGCCAGACCCUGUGAAGGGCACCGACUGCUCAUUCUCGUGCAAGGCAGGGGAGUUUCUAGAGAUGUCUGCUCAGGAGUGCAUAAAGUGUGCGGCUGGCACUUACUCCCUGGGCAGUGGCCUACGUUUCGAUGAGUGGAACAACAUCCCUCCUGGAUUCAGCAGCCUAGCAACCUCCCCUAAUGACUCGCCCAACCGACAGCAUGCUUCUACCUGCAAGAGUGCAAAGUGGGUUGCUCAGGGCUCGUAUCUGGAGUCCAACAGAGAUGAUUGUACUGUGUCUCUGAUCUACACUGUUCGCUUAAAGAAGCCGGGGUCAGUGUCCUUUGACUACCAGUAUGUGGAUAACAGCAUCAUCUUUGAAUUCUUUAUUCAGAACGACCAGUGUCAAGAGAUGGAUCAGGAUUCAAAUAAAAAAUGGAUCAAAUUGACAACUCAUGGACAGUGGGGAACACAUAGUGUUAACCUGAAAUCUGGCUCUAAUAUCCUGUACUGGAGAACUACUGGAGUCACACUCGGCUCUAAAGCAGUCAAACCAAUACUCCUGAAGAACAUACGGAUAGAAGGUGUUGCGUACACCUCAGAGUGUUUUCCAUGUAAGCCUGGGACUUUUAGUCACACCCCAGGCUCCUCCUCCUGUGCGCCCUGUCCACGGGACACAUACUCUGGCCGAGGGGCCAGCUCCUGCACACCUUGCAACACGAAAACGCACUAUGCCUUAGAAGGUUCUGCCAUGUGCAAAAGUAAACCUCCAUGCUCAAAGAAAGACUACAUCCAGACCUACAGCACCUGUGAUAAGGAUGGAAAGACUAAGGUCCUGUAUAAGUGGCUAGAGCCUCGGAUUUGUUUGGAGGCUGCUGCAGGUGCAGUAAAACUGCCACCUUCUGGUCAGCGUAAGCCAUGUCCACCCUGUAAUCCCGGUUUCUAUAACAACCACACCGCCACCUGUUCUCCCUGCCCACCCGGGACUUACUCUGAUGGAGUCAAAGCAUGCCAGUCUUGUCCAGCUGGCACGGAGCCUGUCCUCGGGUAUGAGUACAAGUGGUGGAACGUGCUGCCUGCCAACAUGAAGUCAUCCUGCUUCAACGUGGCCAACAACAAUUGUGAUGGCUUGAAUGGUUGGGAAGUAGCGGGUGAUCACUUACAAUCAGGAUCAGCUCGUUCAGAUAAUGAUUAUCUCAUAUUAACUCUCGUAGUGCCUGGAUUCAAGUUGCCCAUGUCUGUUCAAGGAACAUCUGGCAGUGAGUAUGGACGGAUCACUUUCGAAUUUGAAACUAGCUGUACAGCUGACUGUGAGUUUUACUUUAUGACGGAUGUGAAGAAAAGAAGCACAAAUGUAGUUGAAUCAUGGGAUGGAAGUAAAACCAAACAGAGUUACACAUACGUCAUAACUGAAAACGCCUCCGUUGUGUUUACCUGGGCUUUCCAACGCACCAGUCAGGCUAGUGAUGUGCGUCGUUAUGCAAAUGACAUAGUGAAGAUUUACUCUGUGUCUGUCACCAAUGCCAUGGACGGGGUGGCGUCAGCGUGCCGUGCGUGUGCCCUGAAGUCUAAGCAGGCUGGCUCCUCCUGUGUGUCCUGUCCAGCUGGACACUACAUUGAUAAAAAGACCAACCUGUGCCAAAAAUGCCCUCCCAACACCGUCCUGUCUGGGCAGAACGUCUACGGCAAAGAAGCGUGUCAGCUAUGUGGGCCGGGCAGCAAAAUCAACAAGGAGCAGAGUUUGUGUUUCAGCGACUGUUUGUUCAAAUACACUCACCAGAAUCAGACUCUUCAGUACGACUUCAGUGCUUUGACAUCUGCUGUGUCCAUCAUGAAUGGGCCCAGCUUCACUGCGAAAGGCUCAAAAUACUACCAACUCUUCAAUAUCAGCCUGUGUGGUGCUAAGGGUCACAGGGCUGCAGUCUGCAGAGAUAAUAUCACAGAUCUACCCAAUGAGGAUGCUAAAGGUGGUCAGCUGGGCAGUUCAGUGGAGGGUUUUCUCUGUCAGUCAACGAUUAUUCCUUCAGAUGGGCGGGGCUUACGGACGGCCCUUUCCUCUCAGUCCAUUAGCCUGGCUGACACUUUUCAGGGAGCCACAGUGGAGAAAUCACUUAACGGAAUAACUGCCAGACCAGAACUAUUUCCAUCUCCACCCAAGAGAAUUCCAGAUGUUCACUUCUUCUAUCGAUCUCCACAGGUCACAACCUCAUGUAAGAAAGGCAGAAAUGCUGUGGUUUCAUUGCGCUGUAACCUGGAGAAAACUGCGAGGGGAGACAUAUCCGUGCCCAGUAAGUGUCCUGCUGGCACCUGUGACGGGUGCUCAUUCUACUUCCUGUGGGAGAGCUCCAGUGCUUGUCCACGCUGCACUAAUGUCGACUAUCAUACCAUUGAAGGAGCCUGUAAGGGAGGGGUGCAGGACACGGUGUAUAUGUGGACUGAACCUCGGCUCUGUGCUGGUGGACUGACUCUCCCGCUGAAGAGAACGUCUCCAUGUGAGGUGGUUGAUAUCUGGCUGAAGGUGGUCUCUGGGCUUGGAGUGUUAUUUGCUGCUCUGCUUGUUUCUUUGACCUGUUACUUUUGGAAGAAAAACAAAAAACUGGAGUAUAAAUAUUCCAAACUCGUGAUGACGGCCAAUAAGGAGUGCGAGUUGCCGGUGGCGGACAGCUGUGCCAUUAUGGAAGGAGAAGGGGAGGAGAAUGAGGAAGAGGAUGAAGUGGUUUAUGCCAACAAGACUUCUCUUUUGGCUAAGCUAAAAGCUAUCACUACCAAGGUUAGCGAAACCAAAGGCAACAAGAAGAGCGACGAAGCCGUCCAACUGAAAUUCUCCAAUACAGAGAAGUCUGUGUGGGGAUAGACGAAGAGUGAAGAGGGGUAAGGAAAAGAAAGAGAUGAAUGGAAGUUCCUUUCUCUUUGAUAUCAUAUGCAGUGGCCUUUAAAAAAAAA